AGGGAAGGUACUUAAAAAUGGAAAAAGACACGCUGGGCUCGCAGUACUUCUUCAUUCUUAGGCAACAGCGUAAUAAACUACAACUGAAUUUCGAGGAUUUACAAAUAAUGGAGUGAUUAGGUCUAACAACAUGACUUACCUAGGUGUUACUUUAUGUUUAGUUUGUAGCAUCGAUAACAUGACUUUGAUUCCGAACAGAUAAGUGCAACAUUUCAAAACAACUUUUGUCGUGAUUAUCACUAAUUCAUAUAGACAGAAACUGAGUGAAUUUAGCCUACAUCAUUAAUCACGUUAACCAAUUAAUCGUGAAACAAACAAGUUCUCUUUAGUAUCGAUAGGUCGAUAGCUUAGUGUAGGCUAAACCAAUAUAUUGCCAACACUUAUUGAGCAAGAGGACAGGACGGUACGUCGACUUCAGUAGCUUACUCCUUUGGAGUCAAACUUCAGGAAAAGCUGGACAUAACUUUGGCAAAAUGAGUACCGAAAAAAGCAAGGUGGAGGAUGAGGCUGUCCUGGACCGAGGGGCUGCUUUCGUCAAGCACAUCUGUGACGCGGAGGAGGUUGAAGGUCACCACACGGUGUACAUCGGCGUGCACGUGCCCAAGAGCUACCACCGCAGGCGACGUCACCGACGCAAGUCUGGCCACAAGGAGAAGAGGGAGAGGGUGGAGCUUAAUGUGGAGGGCGGAGACAAGUCGGACUGCGAGAAUGCAGAUGAGGCCUGCCCCAACAUUCUCAUGCCCCUCAUCUCCCCAGCUGCGGAGCGUAUCCGGUUCAUGCUGGGGGAGGAGGACGACGGGCCCGCCCCCCCCCAGCUCUUCACCGAGCUGGAUGAGCUCCUGGCCGUGGAUGGACAGGAGAUGGAGUGGAAGGAGACUGCAAGGUGGAUCAAGUUUGAGGAGAAAGUGGAAGAAGGCGGAGAGCGUUGGAGCAAGCCCCACGUGGCCACCCUGUCCUUACACAGCCUGUUUGAACUGAAGAAGUGCAUCGAGAAGGGCACCAUCAUGCUGGACCUUGAGGCUUCCACCCUCCCGCAGGUGGUCGAGCUGAUAACCGACAACCAGAUAGAGAGCGGGCAGCUGAAGGCCGACCUGAAGGAGAAGGUGAUGUUCACGCUGCUAAGGAAGCACCGCCACCAGACCAAGAAGUCCAACCUGCGCUCCCUCGCCGACAUCGGCAAGACCGUGUCCAGCGCAAGUAGGCUGUUUUCCAACCAGGAGAACGCACGCAGCCCUUUAGACCACCCCGUGCCUUUUUUAACCCCUCGAGACUCCGAGGAACCAUUAGACGAAGUCGCCCGGAGCUCAAGCAUGGGAUACCUCUGUAGCCCCACCACAGCCCACAGGAACCUUACCUCCAACAGUCUGAGCGAUUUCUCCGACAAGCCAGAGAAGGACCAGCUGAAGAAUAAGUUCAUGAAGAAGCUCCCUCGCGACGCCGAGGCGUCCAAUGUCCUGGUCGGUGAGGUGGACUUCCUGGACUCGCCCUUUGUGGCGUUUGUGCGGUUGCAGCAUGCGGUGAUGCUGGGGGCUCUGACCGAGGUGCCCGUACCCACCAGGUUCCUCUUCGUCCUGCUGGGUCCUAAAGGCAAAGCCAAGUCCUACCAUGAGAUAGGAAGAGCCAUCGCCACACUGAUGUCAGACGAGGUGUUCCAUGACAUCGCCUACAAGGCUAAAGACAGACAGGACCUGCUGGCGGGCAUUGAGGAGUUCCUGGAUGAGGUCAUCGUCCUGCCCCCAGGGGAGUGGGAUCCCGACAUCAGGAUAGAGCCCCCCAAGUCCCUGCCCUCCUCAGACAAGAGGAAGAACAUGUAUGCCGGAGGUGAGGGGUUACAGAUGAACGGGGACACGCCACAUGACGGUGGUCAGGGCGGAGGCGGAGGGCACGGCGUUGGAGACGAGCUCAAAAACACUGGAAAGUUCUGUGGCGGCCUCAUUCUGGACAUCAAGCGGAAACUGCCCUUCUUCGCCAGCGAUUUCUACGACGGGUUGCACAUCCAGUCUCUGUCGGCCAUCUUGUUCAUCUACCUUGGGACCGUGACGAAUGCAAUCACCUUUGGAGGGUUAUUGGGAGACGCUACAGAUAACAUGCAGGGGGUGUUGGAGAGCUUUCUAGGCACAGCAGUGACGGGGGUUAUCUUCUGUUUGCUGGCUGGCCAGCCCCUCACCAUUCUCAGCAGCACUGGCCCAGUUCUUGUCUUCGAAAGGCUCCUGUUUAACUUCAGCAAGGACAACGCCAUCGACUACCUGGAGUUCCGCCUGUGGAUUGGCCUGUGGUCGGCGUUCCUCUGCCUGGUGCUGGUGGCCACGGACGCCAGCUUCCUGGUCCAGUACUUCACGCGCUUCACCGAGGAGGGCUUCUCGGCCCUGAUCAGCUUCAUCUUCAUCUACGACGCCUUCAAGAAGAUGCUGAAGCUGGCCCACCACAACCCCAUCGACUCCCACUACGACCCCGACCUCGUCACGCAGUACAGCUGCGUCUGCAUGCCCCCCGCGGACGGUAACAUGACGGGUCUCUACAACGAAGAGUCUCCCUGGGCCAACGGCACGGGGCUCUACGAUGGAGAGGCACCCUGGGCCAACAACACCGACCUGACGGUGAACACGACCUGGGCUUCCCUCACCAGGACGCAGUGUGGCACGUACGGCGGGCAGCUGGUGGGCUCGGCUUGUGGCUACGUGCCCGACAUCACGCUCAUGUCCUUCGUCCUGUUCCUGGGCACGUACACGUGCUCCAUGUGUCUGAAGCAGUUCAAGUUCAGCCGCUUCUUCCCCACCACCGUGAGGAAGCUUAUCAGUGAUUUUGCCAUCAUCCUGGCCAUUCUCAUCUUCUGCGGUGUGGACGCCUUGGUCGGUGUGGACACGCCCAAGCUCAUAGUGCCAAGUGAAUUCAAGCCCACCAGUCCACACCGCGGCUGGUUUGUGCCCCCGUUCGGAGGCAACCCCUGGUGGGUGUGCCUCGCCGCGCUGCUCCCAGCGCUGCUGGUCACCAUCCUCGUGUUCAUGGACCAGCAGAUCACGGCCGUCAUCGUCAACAGGAAGGAGCACAAGCUCAAGAAAGGAGCAGGCUACCACUUGGACCUGUUCUGGGUGGCCGUGCUGUUGAUCGUGUGUUCCUUCAUGGGCCUGCCGUGGUACGUGGCGGCGACGGUCAUCUCCAUCGCCCACAUCGACUCUCUGAAGAUGGAGACGCAGACCUCGGCCCCCGGGGAGCAGCCCAAGUUCCUGGGCGUCAGGGAGCAAAGGGUCACCGGUAUCUUUGUUUUCAUUCUCACCGGCCUCUCUGUCUUCAUGGCUCCAAUCCUCAAGUUCAUCCCCAUGCCUGUGCUGUAUGGCGUAUUCCUCUACAUGGGAGUAGCAUCUCUCAAUGGCGUCCAGUUCAUGGACCGCCUGCAGUUGCUCCUGAUGCCUGCCAAGCACCAGCCUGACCUGAUCUACCUCCGCCACGUUCCCCAGCGGAGGAUCCACCUGUUCACCUUCAUCCAGGCGCUCUGCCUGGCCCUGCUCUGGAUCCUCAAGUCCACGGUGGCCGCCAUCAUCUUCCCUGUCAUGAUUUUAGCCUUGGUGGCUGUGAGGAAGGCCAUGGACUAUCUCUUCUCCCAGCACGAUCUCAGCUACCUGGAUGAUGUCAUCCCCGAGAAAGACAAGAAGAAGAAAGAGGACGAGAAGAAGAAGAAGAAGAAGAAAGGCAGCAUCGACAGCGAAAUCGAUUUUGAGGUAAACCCUCAUCUUUCCUUGACCCACACUCGCAGUGCUGAGCGUUACUUCGAGACCCCGACUGUCGCGAGUCUGGACAAAAAACCCUUCAAGAUAUCGGUGCCUCAGAUUAGAAUAGAUCUGGAGCCAGAAGAAAAUGGGUUCUGGAAGACUCCGAGCUCAGAAACGUCAUUUUAAAGUCAAUUCAUAAAAUGAUUUCCCCUAUGAAUGAGAGGAAAGGAGGGAAGAGACAAAGAGGGAGAUUUUUUUGGGCAGUUCUUAAUUUGUUGAUACACCAAACAAUGUCACCCUCCACCCACUCAGGUGGGUGUUAUGAAUGAUUCAUAAAGCUUUCAUAUGCUAAUUGUGAACUUUAUACAUUCAUAAUCUACAGUGUCCCCAUAUGGCCAUAUUAUAUGUAUUAUAGAGUAAUACUUUAUAAAGAUAAAGAGCUGUGAAUGUUCAUAGGGGACUGUUUUCCAGCCCUGCCCACACUGAAACACAUUUAGGUCAUAUUCAUUUGUAUGUGUCUCUGUCAAACACAUCAUUCAUUCUUAUUUUAUUCCAUACCCUCGUCACAGAUGCAUUUUAAUAUUUGUGAAGAAUAUGCAAGAUGUUGAGCUAUUGUACCUAAAUUAUGAUUUGAUUUGAUUCUAUUUCCUACUGUGUGUGAAUCUUAAAGGCAACCUCUUUUCUAAUGUUUUUUUUUUAUCAUUCCCACAAGUUGAAUGAAACCUCCACCUACACUUUCUUGAAGUAGGGAUAAACAGAUGAAACUGUGUUUGUAGGUCUACCUCUUUAUAUGUAGGUGCCAGGCAUUAGGAGUAUGAUGAAGGCAUGCUAUGCAGUUACUUGUGAUCACUAAUGCUGAUUUAAUUAUUGAAAGGGCACAGCAUAGGAUCUCAAGCUCUAUCACUCUCUUAUGUUGCUUCUGCUCUGUCACAAUUUCAUCAGAUUUUUUUUAAUCUGUAUUUUGAAGUGGAAAAUGCAAUAAGGUUAACGUAAGAGAUUUCGGUGUAAAAAUAUGUAUUUACUUAAGCUGUCUACUUCAGUAAACACAUUUUUAUCAUAUUUUUUUUAAUGAAGUGAUGAUUUAGUAGAACUGUUGUUUUUUUAAGUGAUAUAAAUCAAUGAAUAAUCACUGUGAGUUAAUGCAAUGUUGAUAUGUACUCUUGUGUCUUGCAUUCCUGCAAGAAAGACUGGUCUGUCGUCUGUACUCUAUGCAAAGGGCUAGGAUGAUUAAAAACAGAAGAUACAUGUACUUUAAACACUGCCAUUUUACAGAUAUACUGUAUUUGUAUUUUUCUUUCAAUUGUAGCGAUAAAGAUGUAUUUUUGUUGGUUUAACGAUAAAGACAAACCUGUCAUCAGCACUGUUAAAAGAAAUUGACCAGUUGCAAUACUUAAAAAGGCUCGAGAUUAUUCAAAAUGUAUAUUUGGCUUAUAUGGUUUCAAAAGGAUCAAAAUUGUAAUAUAGCCAAAGAUAUCAUUCAUCUUAAUUAUAUAAGAGAUUACUCUACACAGGAGGCAAAAUAUGUACAUAUGUCCAAAUGUGGUUAAAAACUGUAUAUCUUUGUUCUCUGUAAGACAUUAAUACAGGGGCACAUUGAAAUUCAAAACUCUAAUGCAAUGUCAGGAAUAUGGUAUGAGCUGCAGUUUUUAGGUAAUUCCACAUAAAAAUUGUAGAAGUUGGAAGUUGGGAGUGGUGUGGAAGAUUGUGAGUAUGUAAAAGAGCACCCUUUUAGUUUGGCUGUUAAAAUGCAGCUGGCUUACACAGUAUUUGCAGGCCUAUUCUGGAGAAGUGUUCCACUUUGUUCCUGUUUUGGGACAUAAUGUUUCAUGUAUGUAUAUCUUGACUGUACUGGUUUUGUUAAUCAGAUUCAUUUAAUUCUCUUUGACUUUUACAGAAUGUGAUGCACCUGUAAAACAAAUAUAAACAAACUUGGUAAAUAUUCAACAAGCAUAUGUCAGAUGUGCAGGUGUCCAUAGAUCUUUUUUCUUGGUGGAGUAGCAGUCUUUGCAGUGAUACAAAAUUCUUAGCACUCCUAGACUUCUAGAAUGCUCCAUUAGUUUCAUAUAUUCUCUGAAAAUUAUACGACACACAAAUGAUUUUUUAUUUCCAAUUAAGUAUACUGUAAACUAUGAAUUACAAUAAACAUAUUUGAAAAG
Molecule: messenger RNA, 5863 nt
Organism: Osmerus eperlanus (European smelt)
Lineage: Eukaryota; Metazoa; Chordata; Actinopteri; Osmeriformes; Osmeridae
Product: electrogenic sodium bicarbonate cotransporter 1-like
Exons: 27
Coding region: 474-3893 (1139 amino acids)
Biological process (GO): bicarbonate transport; monoatomic anion transport; regulation of intracellular pH
Cellular component (GO): basolateral plasma membrane; plasma membrane
Molecular function (GO): sodium:bicarbonate symporter activity; monoatomic anion transmembrane transporter activity; solute:inorganic anion antiporter activity
Source: RefSeq, a predicted model, not a curated record